This is a messenger RNA of Cylindrotheca closterium, 1047 nucleotides long. NCBI's taxonomy places the organism in Eukaryota, Bacillariophyta, Bacillariophyceae, Bacillariales, Bacillariaceae. The record is from the annotation of a GenBank genome assembly.
AUGGCAGACACCAGAAGCACGCAAUAUGAAGUGGAAUAUAACGCAAAAGAUUUGAUACUUUACGCCUUAUCAGUUGGAUUUGGUUGUUCUUCCACAACUGAUGAGUUGGAGUACUUGUAUGAGCAGCAUGAGAACUUCAAUCCCCUUCCAACCUUUUGUCUGGCUCUGACGUUUUGGGCCCGAUCAAGAGAUGGAAAUACAAUGGGGAUUCCUUCUUUCCCCCCACCUCUCAUGCAAAAAGACGAUGUCAUUCCCCGGAGGUUUCUUCGGCAGCAAGAUCUGGAUCUGUCGAAUCAACCGGUGAUACAUACAUUUCAGUCGAUAAUAUGGCAUCGACCCAUGCCGAUACCAUCCUUGGAAUUUGUCUCGGGGCGUUGCAACGGCAAGGUGCGCACCACAAUAAGUCUGGAAACAGUGGCUGUACAACCAAAAUCCAUUGGAACCUUUGUCACCACCCAGUCCCAGAUUUUUGCUGCAGAACCCGCCGUCGAAGGACGCUCAAACAACAACAGUUGUCCAUUAGUAUGUACCAUGCAAUCGACCGCUCUGGUGUUUGGUGUUGAUAGUGAGAGUAUUAUCCCCUACAAAUCAUCAUCUGGUACCCCAAAGAAACAGAGUAAAAUCAAUGUCCCAAAGGAUAGACCUCCGACUUUGGAAUGGACCUUUCAGACACAGCCAAACCAAGCAUUGCUCUAUCGAUUGAGUAGCGGCGAUAGCAAUCACAUCCAUGUUGACAACUCGGCAGCCGAGAUGCUUGGAACGGGAAAAAAUGUACCCUUACUCCAUGGCCUCCUCACAUUGGCCAUUGCUUUCCGGGCUGUGUCUAAGCUGGCCAGCAAGAAUGACAGAAUACAUAUACUAGAAGGAAAAUUCACAAAACCAGCAUUUGUGGGAGAUGAGUUGCUUAUCAAGGUUUGGCGUGAAGACUCCUCUUCUGUCAGCAGAUUUAUAUUCAUCGUGCUGAAUAAGGAGACUGGAGUUACCUUGAUUGACAGAGGAUUGGCCGAAUUUGGGUCCACUUCUAACAGUCCAAUGUCAAAGAUGUAA